Durio zibethinus is the source of this 1800-nucleotide messenger RNA. Its product is annotated as putative transcription factor KAN4. Gene Ontology annotation, cellular component: nucleus. Gene Ontology annotation, molecular function: transcription cis-regulatory region binding. NCBI's taxonomy places the organism in Eukaryota, Viridiplantae, Streptophyta, Magnoliopsida, Malvales, Malvaceae. Gene Ontology annotation, biological process: regulation of DNA-templated transcription; abaxial cell fate specification. The record is from RefSeq and is a predicted model, not a curated record.
UUAUAGCACCUCCUUUUUCAUUCCCCAUUAUAAAAGAUAAGGAAAAACGGACUCCUGCUUCGUCUCUUUCUCUCUCUCUCUCUCUCUCUCACUUUUCUUACUCUGGGGAAGGAAGGAAAGGUCUCUGAUCUUUUUCUGCAUCCUUAAAUACACAAGUUGCCCUUUUCAUUAACUUUUCCUUCAUACCAUCAUCCCUCGAAAAACAUUGUUAGUUUCUCUUUUGCUGCAAUUGAUUUUUUUUUUUUUGGUUUAAUCUGACUGGUUGUAGUCUCUGCAAUUUUUUUUUAACCUCUCAUCUUUCUAUCAAACCUAGAGGGAUCCUACAAACAAGCCUAUAAUCUCUUCUCUCACUCGCUCUUGCUUUCACACAUAAUACUCAUGCAAAUCAUGGGGCACUUAUGAUAUAAUCACAACACAUCCCUUCCUUUCCUUUGCGGCUCUUCAUUUCUUUACCUUCGAAGUUCUAACCCAACUUUUCCUGUCGGUUUUCUUUUCCUUUUCCUUAUUGUUUUGGGCAGUGCUUUGAUUACACUUCCCUUCAUUUGUUCUCUUUAUUUUAAUUUCUUGUCUCUGUUAAGUGUUAAAAUACUCCCUUCAGGGCUUUUUGACUAAGAUCUUCAACUUUUUCCUUGUGUUUACAAGCUCCAAUAAUAUAAUGAGAACCACACCUUUGCCUGAUCUAUCCUUGCAGAUUAGCCCACCAUCCGUUUCAGAUUGUAAGGCCAAGGAAAUGGCCUACGAUGGGUUAUCAAGGAAAUCAAUCUAUAAUGAUAGGAGUUCAACGACUGAUUCUGGCAGCAGUGGAAGCGAUUUGAGCCAUGAAAAUGGAUACAGUAAUCCAGGACCUGGGGAACCCACGUUGAGCUUAGGGUUUGAAAUGGCAGAUUUGGGUCCUCCCCAUUUACAACAACCAAGAAACGUUAAUCAUCAUCAGCAUCAAUAUCAGCCUCAAAUCUAUGGUCGUGAUUUCAAGAGAAAUGCAAGAAUGAUCAAUGGAGUAAAAAGAAGCAUCAGAGCUCCCAGAAUGAGAUGGACUUCAACCCUCCAUGCUCAUUUUGUUCAUGCAGUCCAGCUUCUUGGAGGCCAUGAAAGAGCAACGCCAAAAUCUGUCUUAGAGUUGAUGAAUGUCAAGGAUCUAACCCUAGCUCACGUGAAGAGUCACUUGCAGAUGUAUAGAACAGUGAAGAGCACUGACAAGGGAUCAGGUCAAGGGCUGACAGACAUGAGUUUGAACCUAAGGACAGGGAGUGAUGAUUUGGAUGGAAGACUAUCUUCCGGAAAAGCUGAUACCAACCAUUCUUAUUCUCUCAAACCAUCACCAACCUCACAACAACUGACACCACAAAGGACCCUAAGCGGUUCAUGGCUAACCUCAACGGAGACAAAUAAUUUGAGCAUAUCAAGCCCUGGAAAUGGCUUGACUUUUAAGCCAAAUGAUGCGAAGGUGGAUGGAGACAAGGAAGUGCUUUGUGUGUCGGAUAGAAUGAAGGAGAGAUUAGAUCCCAGCUCCUUGUCACCUUCAGACAUGUUCCUUAACCUAGAAUUCACCCUCGGCAGGCCAAGCUGGCAAAUGGACUAUGCUGAAUCUUCAAAUGAGUUAACCCGUCUCAAGUGUUAUACAAUAGACACCAUAAAAACCAGCAAAUAUGAUGUUUUUCCUGUGAAUUUGGGGGGAAAUAUCUAAUUUGCAUGAAUUUGAUUGUUCCAUGUUCUUUAAAUUUUGUCUGGAGUGAAAAAGCAAAAACGUGAAAGAAAGUGUAUUUAGCCUUGUGAAUGUCGUGUAAGCCCUCUUGUUCCAUG